Trichomonas vaginalis G3 is the source of this 834-nucleotide messenger RNA. Its product is annotated as serine-type endopeptidase protein. Gene Ontology annotation, molecular function: serine-type endopeptidase activity. Gene Ontology annotation, biological process: protein processing. NCBI's taxonomy places the organism in Eukaryota, Parabasalia, Trichomonadida, Trichomonadidae. Gene Ontology annotation, cellular component: membrane. The record is from RefSeq and is a predicted model, not a curated record. The coding region runs from base 1 to 834 and encodes 277 amino acids. The transcript has a single exon.
AUGUUUUAUCUAUUUGUAGCGUGGUGGCUUAAAAAUUCGGGAAAUGAUGAAUACGGUGGCUUAGAUGGUGAAGAUAUCAACUGGUCUGGGCAUGCAUAUUACGAUAAAUACACAGGGAAAGGAAUCACAAUUGCCGUAAUGUCUGAUGGAGCGCUUUUCGAUCAUGUUGCAUACAAAGAUAGAGCAAUCAAAGAUCAGUUUAUUAAUAUUUAUACAAAUGAAAUCAUGUUGACAACGAAUUCAUCACAUAACAUCGCAACUGCAUCAUUAGCUCUAGCAGCAGGGAAAAGAGGUACAGAAUUUGAAGGUGUUGCUCCAGGAGCAAAUGUUGCAUCUUAUUUUUUCACAAACUAUUCCAUGCAAGCAGAACACCUUCAAACUGUGAUGUGCCAUCAGAGUUUGAAGUGGAAUAUAUCAAUCCUUCAAUAUCUUUACAUUGAGAAACCGAAUGGAUACGUUCAAUACGUUCAACCAGAAGUAAUUCCUAAGGAAAUUGCAGAUGAUUGUUUAUAUCAUCCACAAGAAGGAAAUUGGCCACAUCCAAUAGUGGUUCCAGCAGGAACUUUCUGCGCAUCUGAUCCUAUUAUGAGUCCACCUUCAGGUUGGCCACUAGUUUUUACAAUUAGCGGUGUUACUAACAGAGGUCUUUCUUUAUAUCGUUCUGCUGAAGGUGCAAGUGUCUUUAUGGUUGCUCCUGCUGCUGGAAAUGCUCCUAUUUUUACAGCUUCGCCAAAAUCUACUAAUUCAACAAAUAAGAACUUCACAUCGACUAACGCAAGUGCAGCGAUAUUCGCAGGUGGACUUGCUGUUUUAUUAGAAGCAAAUCCAAACUAA